AUGGAUCGCAAAGCAUCUGGCAGUCGUGAUGCGGCACCGGCUAAGACCAGCCGAGCACAGUCGAUUGCAUCGCGCACGCUCGCCAGCGCAGGACCUGUCAAUCUCAAUGGCACGAGAACAUCGGCGCAAAGCAGCACAAUUCCUACCGCCUCGUCCUCUAGAGCUCGCCCUGGCUCGACCGUGAUCAGGCCAGAAGCUACACGACCACGUCCUGCUGUCAGUACGAGCGCCUCGUCGUCGAAAAUUCGUCCCGUACCCGUCGCAAACACAGCGGAAGCAUCACGUUCACGCCCUGGCGUCGCUACAGGCACUCAGCCUGCUGGCCCGUCGACCGUCUCGACGCGCAUGCAAGUCGUCGUACGAUGUCGAGGUGGAUCGGCUGCUUCAUCCGCCAGCGUCUUUGCCCGCCCAGAUACCCAGGACAGCGCACGAGCGACAACUUUCCGCAUGAGUCCCGUCAAGGGCACUGACAUCAUGGUAGACGUGCAGACGAUAUCCUCCCUCCCGCCACCCUCGCCAGUCAAGAACUCAUCAGCUGUGUUAGCUGGCAUCAGCCCGGCUGGAACGAGCACGAUAGCGAGCAAACGAGAGACCCGGUAUGAAUACGACCACGUCUUUGGACCGGAUGCCGAUCAGGGAUUGCUUCACACGCAUGUCACCAUGCCUAUACUUGAUCAAGUCAUUCAAGGCUUCAGUUGCACCAUUCUUGCGUACGGUCCCACCGGUACUGGCAAAACGCACACGAUGAUCGGUGACACAACACCGGUUGUCGGCACCUUUGCAGCCGAUGCCGGCAUCAUCCCUCGCAGCCUGACACGUCUCUUCCAUCUGCUCGAGCUACAAGGUACCGACUACUCCGUCUCCGUUAGCUUUCUCGAAGUCUACAAUGAGCAGAUCCGCGAUUUGAGUGCUCCGCAGCAAGAAGGCGACGAACCUGUUGCGCUCGACAUCUACAAUGACCCUGGUCGACCGGGCGCAGUGACUGUCAAGGACAUGAGGGAGACAACGAUCACGUCAGCCGACAACGGUCUAGCCAUUCUUCGCGCUGGUACCUUGCGACGACAGACAGCAAGUACCAAUUGCAAUGACCGCUCCUCGCGAGGUCAUGCCAUCUUCACCGUCAAAGUCACCGUCAAGACUAACGAGACUGACGUCAAAGGCGAAGAAGUCGUACGUAUUGGCAAGCUUAACCUCGUCGAUCUAGCAGGCAGCGAGAGCAUCGCCAAAUCGGGCGCUAUCGAAGCCCGCGCAAGGGAAGCCGGUCUCAUCAAUCAAAGCUUGCUGUCACUGGGCCGCGUCAUCAAUAGCUUGGUCGAGAAGAGCACUACAUCGGCUUCCUAUCGAGAGUCGAAGCUGACCCGUCUGCUCGAAGAGUCUCUCACCGGUCGAACCCGUACUUGUCUGAUCGCAACGAUCAGCACGGUCAAAGACAGCGCAGACGAGACGCUCAAAACACUCAACUAUGCUCGUCGUGCAAAGUCUAUCGAGAUCAAUCCCCAACGAAACAGUACGACUACAAAGAGUGCACUGAUCAGUCAAUACAGUAUCGAGAUCGAGCGUCUCAAGCGAGAUCUGAUUGCUUCUCGAACGCAGCAAGGCGUCUACUUCAGUGAUGAGAGCUGGCUCGAAUGGUCAUCGGCGCUAGAAGAACGCAAACGACUGAUUGCUGACAUGACACGCAAGAAUGAGCUUUACCAGUCACAGCUUCUUACAAAGGACGAGCAGCUCGAGCAGACUGGCCGCUUACUAUCGUCCCGAGACCGAGAGCUGGAACGCUUGCAGACGCUGCUAGAUCAAGCCAAUGAUUGCAAUGCCUCUCUCGAGUUGCAGCUCAUGCGAUCCCAGACGGCCGAAGACGUUGCCCGCCAGCUCAGCGAUCAAGAAGCAGCCAAGCGCCUCGAAUAUCAGCAGAUUGCGCUAGAGGCAAAGGCAACAGCCGAUGGUCUGAUCGACAAGAUUGCUCGCUUGCAGGCACACGAGCAAACCACGCGAGCAACAGUCACUGCUGCACGCUCAGCUCUGCUUGACAGUCAAGAUGCACUCCAGUCGGGCAUUGGCACUGCAGUGGACUCGAGUAAGACUGCGCUGGACAACAUGAAGCAAGCAAUUGCUACAGUGUCUCGUGAUAACGCUGAGCGACUCGCUACUCUGUCUGGUGCACACGCCCAGAUAGUCACUGCUGCGGACGUCGCAAACAAGCACAUGAGCACGGUCGCGGCUAACAGCGAUGCCAUGAUCGCCGAUCUGAAAGACGGCAUCGACGGAAUGCUCAAGUCGUCCUGCGCCUCUUGGUCGCGUUCACUUCGAUGCCUUACCGAUCAGAUCGAUUAUGCGCUGCACCUGGCCGUCAGCUCAGCUAAGCAGCAGCAGAAGACCGCAAUUGCGUUUCUCGAUGAGGCAUGCCGGCUCUCAAAUGAUAUUCAAAGUACUGUGGACACGAAGACAGACGAGCUAACGAAGCAAAUGAGUGACCUCGUCGGACAGCUCGACCGUCUCGUAGAAGCGGACACUACCUCGCAGCAAGCAGACUACGCUCGGAUCGAAGCUCUCGCCGCGACAGAUCAGCAAACUGACGAAACGCGCAUCAAGGCCAUCACAGAAAGCGUCUCCGUCUUUCUACAGGAGCAGCUGGCCAAAUUGGCGGACACUCGUCAGAAGGAGCUGCAAGCAAAGAUUGCGACCGUCAAGGCGUCAUCCGAGAAGGAUCUGCUCGAGCGGCAAGGCUAUUGUCACGCCAUCUCCAAUGAUCUCGACUCCAUCGGACACGGUCUCCGUGACCUUCGUCAGACAACCAAGAUGUCUAAUGCGAGCGGCGUCGAGCUGCAUGCCGAAGCGAAAGCCCGUCUGCCCUCCGAGCUCAGUGCAAUGGCCACAGGUUCGAUCUCAGCGCAGGCAGAGGCUCAGAAGACCUUGAGCACCCUUGGAAACCACCUCGACGCGCACACUGCCGAAGCUAAUGCCCUUGCUCUGCGUGUCGUUGGUCAAGCACAAUGCAAUGGCGAGCGGGCCGAAGCGUCACGUACCGCAAUUGACACGAUCACUAACCUUGCCGAAAGCGCAUCUCGAGGGGAUGCUUCGGCUGGCGAUUCACUCGUUCGUCACUUGCAUUCUGCCACGGACGGGGCUUCAAAGACAGUCCUUCUCGACCUCGCUGAGACCAUGAGCUCAGUCAAAGCCAACAGUCGCGCGCUGACCGCGCAAACCAAGAAAUUAGACGCCCUUCUACCAGCCCUGCCAACCGGCAAAACGCCUGCAAAGCGUCGCUGGCAAGCACUCGAAGAGGUAGGCCUUGAAAUCGGCGGGACGGUCCCACGGAUCGCUCUUGCUGAAGUCUCAACGAAUCAUGGCGGCCGGCAAAGCAUUAUCUUCGACCGUCCGACAAAGCUAGAUCGCCGAGGCGACACGCACGAACCGACAAAGAUGGCUAAGCUGUCUUGA
This is a messenger RNA of Mixia osmundae IAM 14324, 3438 nucleotides long. RefSeq lists its product as uncharacterized. Lineage: Eukaryota; Fungi; Basidiomycota; Mixiomycetes; Mixiales; Mixiaceae. Gene Ontology annotation, molecular function: ATP binding; microtubule binding; plus-end-directed microtubule motor activity. The record is from RefSeq and is a predicted model, not a curated record. Bases 1 to 3438 code for a protein of 1145 amino acids. Gene Ontology annotation, biological process: microtubule-based movement. The transcript has 3 exons.